UCACAGCAAAGUUGUGACCUUUGGGGGCGUGACUGAGAUCGAGCAGCCAAUAGACACAGUCACGUCAAGUGAAGGGGAGGAGACGGAGUUGCUAAGACGACUCCUUUCCAAGGCAACUGUAGCCAUGCCUACCAUUGGCCUGGGCUCCCAGCUUUCAGAGCGGGAACGCAGCCAGGUAGAUGGAGCUGACCUCGAUCAAACUACCCCUCCCACUGCUGACCUCCCACCCUGGACCCCUGAAACCCCUCCUACUCCCGCUGAGCUGGAUGCGCGUCUGGCUCAGUAUGAACGGAGAACAGAGGAAGAGGAGGAGGAGGACGGGGAGAGAAUCCCAGAUCUUCAAAAGGAUGACAUGAUGGCGAGGAGGACAGGAGUUUUCCAUAAACAAAGCACUGCCACAGUGACUUACAACCGUUUCCUGCCUCUGCCCGCCACCAAACGAUGCACACCAGGGGAGGUCACCACUGACGCUGCUCCGUGGAGCAAAAGGGAAGUGCAGGCAGAGAGGAGCAAGAUACAGAACGUCAGGACUUUCUCUCAUAGAGUGGAGCAACAGCAACCCAGAGUUUCCAUGGAAACGCCUCAACCACACCCCGCCACGACCGCGGUCCGAGCAAUGUCUCACAGCGAGCGCGAAUAUGACGAGGAUGAGGAGGAGUAUGACGAAAACGAGCCCGUGCCUGACCUGGAGAAGGAUGAUAUGAUGGCUCGAAGGACCGGAUCAUUCCACAAACCGAGUGCGGUCAAAACAAAUCAGUCCAUCAACCAGUUCCUGCCGGUACCUGGGUCAGUUAAAUAUACCGUCGCCCCAGUGUCUCCAAUGAAGCCGCUGCACAGCAGACCUAAACUCACAGAGAAGACGGCUAGUGAAAGCAGCAGUGUUACCGUGGCAGCAGAACCUCAGACCCCGCUGUCCAAAGCCCCGACCCUCCCGAAGUGUGCAGGGCCGAGGGAGAGGCAGGAGGAGGAUGGAAAGCAAGAGGGAGACAUGAAAAAGCCUAACACCUCAGUCACAGAUGUAACUGAGCCCCUCUCCUCUCCAUCGCUCAGCCCUCCACCCAAUCCUGCUGUUACUUGUAAAGUGGAGGCAGAGUUGGUGAAGCAGAGUGUGGAGGAAAGAGUUGAGGAAAAGGUGGAGGAGAGAAAGAGGGAUGUGAAUGAGGAACCACAAAAAAAACCCUUCUGGCUGGAUGACGAUCUGCCUCCCAUGAUGAUGAGCCGGCGAGUUGCUUUUAUGUCUGAGGACGCUGAGAGUGUGAGCAUGAGUGACAUUCUCAAUGAGGAAGAGGUGGGACACUUACCACCACUGAGCCAAUCACGACAUGAGCGCAUGCAUGAACAGUACAACAGCUUUCUGGAAGAUGAGGACCACUGGCAAGACGACCUGGCUCGCUGGAAGAAUCGGCGUCGCAGUGCGUCACAAGAACUGAUCAAGAAAGAGGAAGAGAGGAAGAGGAUGGAGAAAAGGAUGAAGGAGGAGAGAAGUGAGGCCAGCAAAAGGAAAAGCAUCAAGACCUACAAAGAGAUCGUGGAGGAGAAGGAGCGCAGAGAAGCAGAGUUGUGUAAAGCGUACAGGAAUGCAGCGACUCCAGAGGAAGCCGCCAUGGUUUUACAGCGUUACGCUCUUCGCUUUACAAUCAGUGACGCAACACUGGACAGCCUAAAACUGCCCAGAUCCACUUCAAAACCCAAACAGGAACCAAAUCAGGUGCUGAAACCUGAGGAGGUGGAGACAGAGACAACUGCUCAACAGGAGACGUCACUUCCAGUUUCCUCCGGCUCCCCCACACCUGGAAGUCCCCUGACCCCGGUCACAGACUCAGAAAAUGUGCCACCUCAGUCUCUACACCUUCAUGAACCUCAGUCCAAACCGACAGAGUCUCCAACCGCACAACAGAAAGCACCGAUUCCUGAAGAUGCAAAGCCUCAAACCAAACCGCCUCAGGUUGUGCAGCCUCACACCCCCCAGCCUGUACACACACUCCCCUCCCCUUCACCUGUAUCACCCAGACCCGUCCCCCUGCUGGCAGCCAAGCCCUACUGCCAGCCGAGGACCACACAGUCUGGACACAAACCUGUCAAGAUGGACGGGUUGGUGCGAGUGAACGGAGAGGCGACGGAGGAUUUAUCUGUUUCCCCUCCGCCUACCUCUGCUCAGCACUCGCCACAGGAGAUCAAAGACGUUCCCUCCAAACAGACGGAGAAAGAUUUCCCCUCCGAGCAGGCUGCGAACAAUCAGGAGUCGGAGCAGAUGCCGCCUCCACAGAUAGAAAAACCGACCGCGUCUUCUGGCUCUGUCAUCAGCUCCCUGAUUGGAGGCCGAAACUGUAUCAUCACAACAACUAUUGUGACAGAGCUCACACAGACUCUUGUAGAGCCACAUCAACCGGAUGUCCAAAGCAAUGGACAGGUCAAUGGUACUGUGGGGUUAUCUGAGAAACCAGUGGUGGAAACAAAGGCUCCGCCAGCUACAUCGCCAAACAGCAUGCAAGAAUAUUCUCCAACUGUCACAGAGGGGCUUGAGGAGAGCAGUGUGACUAUUGAGACCCCCAUGUUGAACUUGGCUAAACGUGUUAAUCACUGGGUCUGGGACCCCAAUGAGGAGCGUAAACGCCUGGAAAGUUGGCAACAAGAGCAGGAGCGCCUCCUACAGGAGCAAUACCAGAAAGAACAGGAGAAGCUGAAGAAGGAGUGGGAGAAGGCACAGCUAGAGGUGGAGGAGGAGGAGAGAAAGCACCAUGAAGAGGAGCAAAGGAUUCUAGAGGAGACGGUGACACCCCUCAAUCCACAAUACCAGCAGUCAGUCCAGACAGGGACAACUUCUUCAGCUCCAGAAAGCAACAGGACAGAAGCAGGAAAUGUUCCCCUUCAGCAAAACGGCCAAAGAAGCUCCACAGGGAACGAGGAUCAACAUGCAUCGAAGCUGCAUUUCUUCCAGGACUCAGCAUGUGAUGGUGAACCUUCAAAAAAACAAGAGCUGUGGAAGACGUCCUCUCUGGACCGCAACCUUCAGCUAAACCAGUCAAAUAUCGUUAAAAGGUCUGAAUCACAUGAUGCUGUAACAAGCAAAGAGCAGUCCUCCCCUUCAGGCCCUCAGCCUCCCUCACCCAGCAGGUGUGUUAGUGGGAAGAGACUGUGCUCUGGUUGUUCUCAACCACUGGGAAAAGGAGCUGCUAUGAUCAUCGACACACUGGGACUGUUUUUCCACAUGCAGUGUUUCAAGUGUGGAGUGUGUAAGGGGCAGCUGGGUGACGCCACUGCAGGGACUGACGUACGGAUUCGUAACGGACUGCUGAGCUGUCACGAGUGCUAUAUUGCAUCUCGGGGCAGAGGUCAGCCCACCACACUAUGAUGACCUCCAUUUGAACUGGACACCCCCCCUCCACCGUCAGCGAGUGGGCGGAGACGAAUCCUCGAACCUCGAAUCCCGUCGUGGAAUAUAUUCUUUUAUAUUCUGUUUUCCUGAAAUGCACAAACAGCUUUAUGGACGUUACUGAGAGUGAAACUGGACCGACGUGUGACACAACAUCACGCGCACAUACAGUACAGUGUGUGUGUGUGUGUGUGCGCUUCCUAACUGUACACAUGUAUACACUUCUUUUAAUACGUGUAGCAUGGAUUUAAUCAAGAAAUCAGUGUGUUUAAGCCUUUGCACAUCCAUACAUAGCACAGUAAAGACACUAAAACGAAGCCCUGCUCCAUCACAACUUUAACAUGUUCCACUAAAAGCUUAACACUACUGUCUUCAACACAUCAAAAAUCUUGAUUCAUCAUCCUCCGCUUCUGCACCGAUCAUGUGACUCCGCUCGCUUUGAGUGUGAUGUAAUGAUGCGAUUUGGGUUGGAUGACCUGAAGUAGCUUGACCAUUAUAAUGCCUUACUCAUCAUCAUACCUUCUCGUUCAUUUUUGGGGUUUUGUGUUUACAGUUUUGCAUGAAAGAAGAACAUAUAUAAGUUAUUGUGAGUGUUGCUCAGAUGGAGUAGUGUGAGUUUGAUGUAGGUUUUUAAUCUUCCCAACAGUUGAACUAUAACUUUCCUCUUAUACGUUGUACAUCAUCAUAAUAUUUUUUGAUUUUUUUGGGGCGUCUGGCUAACUUAAGCUUUUUUUUCUUUAUAAUUCAUUUUACAGGAAUGAGAACGCAUGUUAUUAAUUGUACUUGUUAUCUGGAUUUUAAAUGUUUUCCCUUUAGGAUGUUUUAGCCAUUGUUUGUUCUCAUAGACUGACUGCAUCCGAAUCAGUGCCUUAUGUAAUGAAUGCGAGGCUUUAGAGUUAUGUUCAGGAGUAUUUUCACACUCACACAGACCUCAGGGUCUCGGCACAUUGUGUUGUGUGUGUGUGUGUGCGUGGUGUAGAAAUCAUUGCAUUUUAUUAAAGGUAUGAAUGCAGUGUGUGGUUUGACUUGAAGAACAGUUCCAUACCAGCAAAAAAAUAACACAUUUUAAAUGGAUCAGCCUUUUCCUUAUAACCUGCUAUUCUCUCCCACUCCCUCCCAUGAGCUAAACCAAUGACACAAAGUGAUUUGCUGCUUCCAUGUUAAUUAUUCCCCUCCCUGUAUUAUGACAGUACACAAUUGUCCUCCAGUCGCUCCUCGCCUGCCUCUUUCACAAGUGUUGCCUCCCCAGAGUCUGAGCUGAACGUCUCUGUCCUCUCUGUGUCAUCGCCUCUACAGCGGCUUCUUUAUUUAGAGGAAUAGAGCGCUCAGUUCAUUGUCUUUUAUAGCAAGUGUAUGUUUUAUCAAUAAAAAUAUUUUAAAUGGGA
Molecule: messenger RNA, 4758 nt
Organism: Morone saxatilis (striped sea-bass)
Lineage: Eukaryota; Metazoa; Chordata; Actinopteri; Moronidae
Product: LIM and calponin homology domains-containing protein 1-like
Exons: 20
Coding region: 125-3352 (1075 amino acids)
Biological process (GO): regulation of focal adhesion assembly; positive regulation of stress fiber assembly
Cellular component (GO): stress fiber
Molecular function (GO): myosin II head/neck binding
Source: RefSeq, a predicted model, not a curated record